Molecule: messenger RNA, 4808 nt
Organism: Oryzias melastigma (Indian medaka)
Lineage: Eukaryota; Metazoa; Chordata; Actinopteri; Beloniformes; Adrianichthyidae
Product: macrophage mannose receptor 1
Source: RefSeq, a predicted model, not a curated record
AGCUACAAACUCGUGUUGUUCAAAACAUUUUUCUUCAACGACAAAAAGCCAGAAUGGAGAGUUAAAAGAGCCACAGGUGACUCUGGAAUCUCAGGUUGCAGACCCCUGAAGUAAACAAAGCAAAUCUAGUUUGAAUAGUUUUGGUUCUCUGAGGAACAUCAGGCUAUUGAUGCUUUGAAUUUAACUGUUUGCAUACUCAGUUUGCAUGUGCGUGACUGAUGAUUGAUGAGUUAAGAGUCCCUGUCAGCAGAACUAGUGACACACUGAGGGGAUGGAGUUAGAGACGUUUUCUUCUGUACAUCAUCUCUGGAUCAAGGGAGGGUUUGAAUAGUUGAUUCAAGUUUUAAUUUCUACAUUGUGGUAUCACAUUAGGAGCUGCACAGUGGGGUGAUGGUUCACUGCAAAAAGGGCCUGGUUUGAAUCCCAGCUGGAUUCAUCCUGUGUGGAGUUUGCAUGUUCUCUUUGUGCAGGUGUGGGGGCUCCGGUUUCCUCCCACAGUCCAGCAACAUUUAGGCUGAUUGAUGAUUUUAAAUUGUCUCUAGGUGUGAAUGUGAGUGCGUGUGUUCACUGUGACGGACAGGCGACCUGCCCAAGUUGUACCCUGGCUUUUCACAACAGAGAAAUGCUACAGGUGGGCUUGGCAAAUGGAUGAGUGGUAACACAAUAGAGUGGUACCUUACAGAGAAAAAAUAGACUUACCCCGGUUUGUGCAUGUGUAAUUCUUGAUUUGUGUGUAACUUUGAAUUUAUAAAUGAGUAUUUCUUGAUUUGUCCAUAACUUUGGAUUCGUCUGUGCGUAAUUCUUGCAUUACAGUGUUUAUAGCCGUGGCUGAAUCGUGACACCUGUCCCCAGUGGAGCUUUUGCAGGCUGAAAAAAGUUAAGUGGUGAAAAGAAAAUACAAGGAUUAACACACUAAAAACAGCUCACUAAUUCACAGAUUUUACCUAUUACAAGUACUUUUUAAUAUAACUCCCCCUAUAAACAAGUGACCUCUUUGUAUGUAUUUUCAGAUUUUACACCACAGCUUUGAAAUGAUCUGGGUUCUGACUGGAUUUGUAUCUACACUUUUUUUUACAGUCCUCAGUACUGCAUGUGUCUCAAUCUAAUUUGUAUCAGCUUUAAGUUGGUGAAUUUAAAUUCCCCUUUUUCAUGUAAAUGAACCAUCAGAUGAUCACACAACAAAUGUAGUCACUGUGUACCCCUGGGCUCUGUACUUGGACCAAUCUUGUUCGACUGUUUUUCUUUAGGAAUUCACUCGGUAUAAUAAUAUCAGGCAGUCUGGCAUCAUUUUGGCCUAUUUGAGAUCUCAUGGAGGGAUGAAGACUUGAAUUUUACCAAUUUAAUUUUAAGAUUUAAUUAGAAUUGUUGAACAUAUGAGCUUAUCAGAAUCACAAACUGAAAACCAGCUGUAUCCACGUCACAUUCACGGCGAACCUUCAAAAGGGUACAAACGGAACAUAUAUCACAUUUUAAUUUUAUUCACCUUUAUUUUUUAUAUUUUAUUCUAUUGUCAUAUUAAUGUUUUGUUAUGCAUAAACAGAUAUAAAGUGCACGUCACAACAUGUGGCAUGUCUGAUAGUUUUAUUCAAUUAAAUCUUAAUUUAAUUUUUCUGUACUUGUCAAACAUUUUGUAACAUUAGUUUAUUAAAAGCCUUUAGGAAAAAUGAAAUAAGCACCAAAUAAUUACAUUUUAACUUAAUGCAUAAUAUUGAAAGCGUCUUCAGAUUUGUUCUUGUAUUAUAAAGAGGAGGAAAAGAUGAAAAUGAUAAUCUGAUCCACAAAAACUGUUACUUUCAGUGAUUGUACUUAGUUUCCCCUGCUAGUUUGAUCUAUUUAUUAAAUAUUUAUGAACAGAAUUAGAAAAUAUAACACACUUAUCAAUUAAAGGAAGAUAUCUGUGUUAUAAUAAAUUCCCAGAUGGUUAACUGUGACUAAAAGAUUUACUAAAAGUUUACAUGUAUAACCAGUUUAGAAGAUACGGCUGAAUGCGCCACAGACUCUGAAUCCUUUUCAAGGCAAAUUUCCUUUUUUUAACAUGUAAAUGAAGCUAGUUUGAAUUUUGAUCUCUUCCCUGUAAACAUUUACAUGAGACUGUUGUGGUUUGUCUGUAUUUUGCAUCCUCAGUUUGCAUGUGUGCGAUGAAAACAGAUAACUCCAGAUCUGUACAUCUGCAUUCACAGACUGAAGGAGGAUCAAGGAUGGAGAGAUUGUUUCUGUACCUCAUCGCUGCUUCAGCCCUGUGUGAUGUCUUCUCUGUGGCUCAACACCACUACCUAGUUUUUAAUGAAACAAAGACCUGGACUGAGGCUCAGAGUUUCUGCAGAGAGAAGUAUGCUGAUCUGGCCACAGUGGACAACAUGGAGGACAUGAAUAUCCUGACCAGUCUGGCAGUUCCACAGAUGGCCUGGAUUGGACUGUACAACGAUGUGAACGGCUGGAAAUGGUUGAUGUCAGACACAAACUUCUACAAACAAGAUGAUGCUAACUUCAGAAACUGGAAAGUUGGAGAACCAAACAACUACAACGGCCAUGAGUCCUGUGUAAUCUUGAGCAGGGCUGACAAUGGUUUAUGGAACGAUGCACCCUGUGACUGGUUAGUGGAACCAAUGUGCUGUAAUGUGACAGGACUAAAUGUAACGUUUGUUUACAUCAACAAGUCUAUGAAUUGGUCUGAGGCUCUGAGGUUCUGCAGAGAACAUCACACAGACCUGGCCAGUGUGAGAAACAUGGAGGAGAACCAGAAGAUCAUGGAGCUCCUACCUCCAGGGAAAGGGGUCUGGAUCGGUCUUUAUAGAGACACUUGGAAAUGGGCUGAUGGAAGUAACUCCUCAUUCAGGAGCUGGCGAGAUUUAGAACCUAAUAAUUACCAAGGUCUAAAUGAGAGCUGUGCAGCAGCAUAUUUUGGAGACUCUGGAAAGUGGGAGGACAGGAAGUGUGAUGAAAAGAAAGCAUUCAUUUGUUAUGCUGUCCCAAUGAAAAAGUACCUGGUACAGCUGAAGAUACAGGAGAACUCAUCUCUCAAUCUGACAGAUCCUGUUGUGUUGGAGGAACUUCUGAGGGAGAGGAGUGGAUGGAGAGCCUAAACUGAGCUGGAAGAGACAGUCAAGUGGAAAGAUCUUCAACUAGAAGAUGCAGAACGAAGAGCACAAAGGCUAUCUUCACCCCAAGACUGCAAUUCUGUACUCGCUUUAUACUCAAUGAAUAUAUUUCUUUUGGCUCAUUUGCCAGCUAUUUGAUCAACAUGUGAACUUCUGUUUAUUUUACUCUGUGGUUUGAGCAUUAGGAUUAUGAAUUUUCUGCUUUAAACCUAGAGAACCUCCAAACGCCUCUGGACCCUCAUUUUAAGACCUGAAUUAAGCCUUUCUGAGGUUGCAGUAGCUUUCGGCAGUUUAGAAAUAAAGGUCUGAACCUCACUUAAGUAUAUGAGAAACAGUAUAUCCAAAAUGAAAAGUCAAAGAGGUCAAUUCAAUUCAAUUUUAUUUAUAUAGCCCAAUAUCACAAAGGAAAUUUGCCUCAUUGGGCUUCAUACCGAGGCCGUGAGCCAAAAGAAGAGCAAAGUAAAACCAAACUUCCAAGAAAUUAUUUUUUAUACCACUCUUUGUACGCAAAUGAUAAAUGGCGUAUACUUGUAUAGCGCUUUUCUACCUUCCUUGAAGGCCCAAAGCGCUUUACAGUCAUAGUCCCAUUCACACACACAUUCACACACUGGUAGCGGCUCCGCAGCCAAAAACUGGCGCCAAACUUCCACCAGAGGAAAUUUGGGGUUAAGCCUCUUGACACAUGGGUGGGCAAGGGAAUCAAACCCUCAGUGUUCUGAUCAGGAGUUGACCGCCCUACCGCUGGAUCAUGGCCACCAAAUGUCCAAGUGCUCCCACAUUGCUCUUCAUGGUUUUGGCCCAGUUUACUAAAAAGAGCUUUUAACUGUUCAUGGCCGUUCUAGAGUCUUCGUAGAGUCUAGAAACAAUGAGGGGACUUUUAUUUUUCCAUUGUCAGUCCUCACUUAUGGAAUAAUAUUCAUGUAGAACUGUGCAUGGCAUCUAACCUAAACAGUUUUAAAUUUCAGCUAAAAACGAACCUUUUUAAAAUGGAAUUAGUAAAUGGUGGCAUCUUUGUCUCGCUUACUUAUUUUAUUAAAUUCUUAUCAAACCGUUUUGGAUUUUAUUGCUUUUUGUAAUGUUAUGCUGGGUUUUUUGUUCUUAAUUAUCUCAAUUUUACUUUUUCUUAUUAUCUCCCUUUAUUGUUAAGCACUUCAGCUCACUUAUGCUGUUAACUGCAAUAGAAAUAAAGUUUCAUUAAUUCAUUCAUUGUUGUUUACUUGACCCAUUGUGGACAACUAGAUUCAUUACGUCUUCAGUUUUUUCAUCUGAGCUGCCACCUGGCUCAAAACUGUACGGCUGCGUAGCUCUGAUAUUGCUUGCUCUUUUUUUUUUUUUUUUUUAGCUUGCGUUUGUGAGGUACUAUAAACCAGCGCAGGGGUCUGCAACCUUCAACAAUUAAAGAGCCGUUCAAGUUUAAUUCUUACCACAAAGUUUGGCUUUGCGCUUUAGAAGAUGUGAACACUACUGUGUAUUUAUGUUAUUGUUACAAUUCUGAUACUUAUAAAUGAACUGUUGUUUUUUGGUUUAAAAUAAAACAAAGAAAAAAGCAUUUUUUUAUAUGAAAAAAUUCUUCACUUUUGACAGAGGUUCUGUCAGAAGACCAAACCACUGUCCACACAAGAUGUCAAAAAUGUCCGUCAAAAUGUUUUAGUUCAAUUUAUGAUACGUACUGUCUAAAUGAAUGAGUUCAAUAAAGCUUGAGUCACUUUA